Penicillium griseofulvum is the source of this 1635-nucleotide messenger RNA. RefSeq names its product putative tRNA-specific adenosine-34 deaminase subunit Tad3. The record is from RefSeq and is a predicted model, not a curated record. NCBI's taxonomy places the organism in Eukaryota, Fungi, Ascomycota, Eurotiomycetes, Eurotiales, Aspergillaceae. The transcript is spliced from 3 exons. The coding region runs from base 1 to 1635 and encodes 544 amino acids. Gene Ontology annotation, molecular function: catalytic activity.
AUGGAUGUCGAAAAGACAAUCAGAGGCCUAAAUCCCCUUGUUGGACAAGUGGUCCCUAUUCGAACAGUCCAAGAGACAAGGCCUACAGAAGAGUUCGGCGAUGCCUUCGUCGCAGAAGUCAAUGUCAAGUCUGCAUCUAAAGUGAUCAAGGCUCUCGACGCGGCUUUCCCCAAAGAUCCUUCCCUUCCGCUAUCCCACCUCCGCCGCUUCGCCAAAAGAGAACUACUCCCAUCCCCACUCAGGGCAGCGAUCGAAAGCCAGAGCGCUCCUCCAGCGGCUCCGGCACAAACUAUCUUCGUCCUUAUAUCACCACCGUUGCCUGAUCUCACCACACUCAAGGCUCUACUUGCUCCAUUUGCGCCAGACACGGCACCGGCCACAAACGAUCCUCCGACUACAAAUGAAAAGCCGGAAGUUUCACAAUCCGAUCUCCCGGCUCCUACUAUUCAACUUCACCCUGUCACAAUUCCUCUUUGCCCUCCCUUCAACGCAACUCAAGCCGAAACAUGGACCAAGACCCUUUGGCCAGUCGUAUUCAAUCCAGCUGCGCCCCGCUCAACUGUCGCGCCGCCACCUCAAACCCUCAAACGCACACAGGAAUCCAUUGAACCGCGGGCAGGGUACUACCUAUCCCUAGCGCGCAAAGUAGCAGAGGAAGCAGAAAAAUCUGGGCUAGGCCGCGGUGUAGGCGCAGUGAUAGUCGACCCUGCCAUUGAAGAAGAAAUAACCGAGGCAGCCUAUGAGGCCGGAUACGACACUACAGCAGAAUGGGAUGAAGCAGUCCUCGCAGUUGCCGGCGAUGCGCGGUACUCCCGCUCCGAGGCGGGUGCGCCAUCCCAGGCCCAGCUGCACGCAGGAGUAGCCCCGAACCCAGCGAGCAAGACAUACACCGCGGAUGUCGAGGGAGGGCCUGAGUUGCACGCGCUGAUGCGUGCUGUUGAGUUGAUUGCUCGCUGGCGCCGAGAACACGAUCGUCUUGAUGACCCUGCAUCAACGACUACCACCGGUUCAUCGAAACCAGAACUAGAACAGUCAGAGCUGAGCGCCUUGGAAUCAUACUUCUUAUACCGCCACCGUCCCGAUACAUCCAACAUCUCCAACUCAUCUCAACCUCCGUCCUCUCCAUUGAAAAGGAAACACCAAGACCCUAACCCUGAAUCCGAAUUAACUACCGACCCCUCUACAGACCCUUCCCAAUCUCUCGACCGUCCGCCUCUCCCAGCUCCUCCCCCGUCUACCGUACUUACGGAUUCUUCUACGGGUAUAACGCCCGCAGCCCCGCGCAUUCGCACUCGCUCGCAGGGUGGCUACCUCUGCACAGACUUGGACGUCUACCUUUCCCAUGAGCCGUGUCUGUGCUGCUCUAUGGGCAUGCUUCUCUCCCGGUUCCGGUCUGUCAUCUUCCCCAGACGUGGGAGGUUGGCGAGUGGUGGCCUGUCUUCUGAGCCGGCUGUUGGUCCUGUGGCCAAUGAGGCUGACCGGGCUGUAGAAUCCUCUACGGUCGAUGGACAAGACGAGAGGGGUUACUAUGGGCUGCAUUGGAGGAAGGAAUUGAAUUGGAGAGCUCUUGGCUUUGAGUUUGUGGAGGAUGGGGAUGAAGUGAAGAGCGCUGGAAUGCCUGUCUUCCAUGCUUAA